Molecule: messenger RNA, 1515 nt
Organism: Soboliphyme baturini
Lineage: Eukaryota; Metazoa; Nematoda; Enoplea; Dioctophymatida; Soboliphymatidae
Source: the annotation of a GenBank genome assembly
AUGAAUGCUGAUAUUGUGCUGAGAUUGUCUGGCUGUUAUGAAUUUUGUAUCUUUCAUACAUACAGUAUUCGUGACGGUUUUUGUUUAACGGUAUUAAAUUGCUUUUUUGUAGCACCAAGCCCGUCAUCGCACAUGACCCAUUUGAUGCGCAUUUGUGUGGAUCGCACACUGGGCAGCACCGACAAAUGGUUCUAUGUACGACCCUCGCAGGUCGGUUGUCCUGAGGAGUUGAAUGACCUCGGAACCCACGAUCGACCUUACACAUUCGUGACGGGAGACGCACGCGAGUUAGUUUUCGUCGCCCAGAUGCCGAACCCGAAAGAAAACGUCAAUUUGGAGUACAGCAGGUGGUUUCAGACUCUGUUAGGUCUUUUGCUGGUUGACACGGAAUAUUCGGAUCAGCCUCAAUGGAAGAUGGGAGAGGACCCAGAACUGAGGUUAGAAGUUCGAAUGGGAUAUCGGACGCACGAUGAUCCAGCUCAUGUCUGGCACGAACUCGCUUCAGCUACGGUAUCGAGAAAAUUGCAAUGCACUGCCGACCCUUCUCACAGACGUUAUGAGUUUUAUUUCGCCUGCGAACCAGUGGAGUUGUUUGAACUCGGCUCCUGCGAUUAUCCGUUCUAUUUGCUGAAUAUUCGUAUUCCUGGUGGAAACGAAUCGUCGAGAUACAAUAAGCACAUCGGCCGAUUGACAGGUCUUUCGAUCAUAGAAGUGCAUCAGAACGGUGGUUUCACAAAGGUGUGGUUGUCGAUGAAGACUAUGCUGUUUCCCGUGAUGAUGGCAGCCGUUGUUUGGUACUGGUCUCGCAUUAGACAGUUAAAUCGACCGCCGGUGUUGCUCGAAAAGUGUCUGUUCAGCUUGGGCAUCAUGAUGCUGUUCAUCGACCUACCAAUCGAAUGGUUAACAUUGUGGUUCCGAAUGCCUUUCAUGCUGCUAUUGUCAGAUUUGCGCCAGGGACUGUUUUAUGCGAUGCUACUUAGCUUUUGGUUGAUUUUCGCUGGGGAACAUAUUAUAGAUAACAGCUUUAAGAACAGCAUCGGCGCCUACUGGAAGCAUCUGAGUGCUGUUUUGUUCGGCUGCGCGUGUCUGCUGAUCUUCGACGCAUGCGAGCGUGGCAUUCAUCUGACGAACCCUUUUUUCAGCAUUUGGUCAACGACGCUUGGCUCUAACUUGGCGUACACCUUCAUCGUGCUGGCCGCUAUUUCAGCGUGCGUCUAUUUUGCCUUUUUGUUGUACAUGAUAAUCCGUGUCGCAAGAACGAUCAACCGUAAGCGCAGCUCUUUGGAGAUAAUGAAGCCGAGUCGACGACUGCGGGUUCAGUCGAUCAUUUAUCGAUUCAAGUUCUUGAUGCUGCUGACGCUGGUUGCCGCUGCUUUAACCGUGUCUGCUUUUAUUUUCACUCAGCAAGCGAAUUCUGUUGUAGUAAUGAACAGCGACGAUGACGAAGACGAACUGGUGAAUCGUACGACCGAAUCCUCUAUGCUGACCACGCUGACAAAAUCUGCACAAGACUAA